This is a messenger RNA of Monoraphidium neglectum, 276 nucleotides long. RefSeq lists its product as hypothetical. The transcript is spliced from 3 exons. Bases 1 to 276 code for a protein of 91 amino acids. Lineage: Eukaryota; Viridiplantae; Chlorophyta; Chlorophyceae; Sphaeropleales; Selenastraceae. The record is from RefSeq and is a predicted model, not a curated record.
AUGCAGGAUCUGCAAUAUGCGACCACUCUGGCCGAGCUGGUGUACACGCGCUUGCCCGAGGGCAGGCAUGGCGAGGAGGUGGACGCGCUGGCGGCCAGCCUGGGCAUGGAGCGGCCCCUGGCAGACGUGACACUGCACUCCAACGCCGGGCAGAGGUAUGCCGUGGGCCACACGCCCAACACCAUGUAUGUGGCCUUCAUGGGAACCAAGUCUUCCGCCGACUGGGGGGCCAACCUGAGGUGGCGGCACGCGGCCCUGUGGGACGACAAGCUGUGA